CCUAUGCUGGGUGUUCCCCGUUUCUUAUGCGUGACAGUGCUUUUGGACUUAGUUGAUCAAGGAUUUUCAUCUUGUCAAACGUCCCCAAACUUGUUGAGACUUAAUGUCACCUCAGUUGAAUUCUCUGUGCAUGAUGUGCUUUUGGGCUGCGUGGGUGUGGUUUAAACGACAGCUCGGCUGGAAACUGCAGAACUCCAACGUGCUAACCUCUUUCAUAACAGUGUUGAGCUGGAAUGUUUACUAAUGUCGGGUAAAUUUAACUUUUAAACUUAGUAAAUAAUGACUCUGCAGAAAUUGUGAUGACCUGUAUUUCUUCAUGUACAUCGGUAACUUCACCAAUCAGUUUUUAGCUGAUUUGCUAGAAUUUUUCUUUAAACAUAUGACAGCAGAAAGCUUUUAAGAAUAGCGUCAAGGGCUUUAUUGAAUCAGUAUGAGUUCUGACAGGUGAACAGCCUGAGUUGGUCUCUGCAGAUAGACCCUAUGAAACAUUAAGGUCCGGUUGAUUCAGCUACCAGAGCAACAUGAUCCACUACCUGGGACUGAGCCAUCACCUGCUGGCGCUAAACUUUAUCAUCGUUUCUUUUGGCAAAAAAAGCGCAUGGUCUUCUGCCCAAGUGAAGGUGACGGACACGGACUUCGAUGGUGUAGAAGUCAGAGUGUUUGAAGGUCCUCCGAAGCCUGAAGAGCCGCUGAAACGCAGCGUUGUUUAUAUUCACGGAGGAGGCUGGGCAUUGGCAAGUGCGAAAAUCAGGUAUUAUGAUGAGCUGUGUACAGCAAUGGCUGAGGAACUGAGUGCUGUCAUUGUCUCCAUUGAAUACCGGCUAGUUCCAAAGGUUUAUUUUCCUGAGCAAAUUAAUGACGUUGUACGAGCCACAAAGUACUUCCUGGAGCCAAAAGUCUUAGAGAAGUAUAUGGUUGAUCCAGGCAGAAUUGGCAUUUCUGGUGACAGUGCUGGUGGAAAUCUGGCUGCUGCCGUUGGUCAACAGUUUACUCAAGACGCCAGCCUAAAAAAUAAGCUCAAACUGCAAGCUUUAAUCUAUCCAGUUCUUCAAGCUUUAGAUUUUAACACACCAUCUUAUCAGCAAAAUAUGAACACCCCAAUCCUGCCCCGCUAUGUCAUGGUGAAAUAUUGGGUGGACUACUUCAAAGGCAACUACGACUUUGUGCAGGCAAUGAUCGUUAACAAUCACACUUCGCUUGAUGUGGAAGAGGCUGCUGCCCUCAGGGCCCGUCUGAACUGGACAUCCCUCUUGCCUGCAUCCAUCAUAAAGAAUUACAAGCCUGUCGUGCAGACCACAGGCAAUGCCGGGAUUGUCCGGGAGCUUCCUCAGUUGCUGGAUGCCCGCUCCGCCCCGCUCAUUGCCGACCAGGCGGUGCUACAGGACCUCCCAAAGACCUACAUUCUGACGUGUGAGCAUGACGUCCUCAGAGACGAUGGGAUCAUGUAUGCCAAGCGUUUGGAGAGUGCUGGUGUGGAGGUGACCCUGGAUUACUUUGAGGAUGGCUUUCAUGGAUGUAUGAUUUUCACCAGCUGGCCCACCAACUUCUCAGUGGGAAUCCGGACUAGGAAUAGUUAUAUCAACUGGCUGGAUCAAAACCUAUAAAUGAGCAAAACUUCCAGAAGGCUCGAGCCUCUCUUGACCUCCUUCACCUGCUUUGGAAAGACAUGCACUUUUUAGUUGACUAAUUCUUUCUCCCAUCCCCUUUUAUUUGUGAAUUAUGGAAUCUCAAUUCCAUAACUGAAGACUUUGUGAUAACCUAAUUUUAAAAAAUGAAUUUAACUAACUGAAGUGCAAAAACAUCUGAAUCUGGUUCCCAGAGUGGGCCAGUCUCUCUGUUCUUGUUAUUUUAGCCAACUAUACUCAUACGAAGAGCUACAGAAAGCAGGACUAGGAACUGGAAAUAGCUUUGGGUCCCGCCUUCAUCAGGAUUUUCUUUUCAGAAGCAGUUCUUCCAGCUGUGGAUGGUAGAGUGACCUUUUAAGAAGUUAAGAAAACGUGGACUCCUCAAUUCUGCUAGUUUACCUUGAGUUCAGAGCAGUGUUAAAUGUGUGCACUUUCAGGUCAGUACUGAGGACCAAGUACCCUCUGUUCUUUGUGAAUGGAUGGUUUUGUUUCCUAUGGGAAUUCUGGCAAAGGCUUUCUAGAAAGAACAAGUUUCUCAAAGGACUUUGUUCCUCUAGAAUGUUUAUUUUAUGAGAUAACUAUCUGUAAGUCCAGUUGGCUUACAGUGAUACUUGAAAGUUACUUUCCAUCACUGUUACUAGAAAAUACAGAGUUGCAUGCACUGGAUAUCUAUACAGCAUUAAGUUUUUGUUGUUUUUUGGUUGUGCUGUCCCCCUUCUCCUUGAGAUCAUCUUUGGGAGCAAAUUUAUAUAGAUUUAGAGUAAACUUUUCAUUAUAGAACAGGUAAAAACAGAUAAAUACAACAACCUGUUGUUUCAUGUAAAAAUACUUCUGACAUAAGGUACCAAGAGCAGUGUGUAUAUAUUUGGCACAGUCAAAAAAUGCAUUUAAUAUUAGUUUAAAAUUAUGAAAAAUACCUUUAAAAGGUCUAGUCUAUUCUUGAAAAUUCAAUUUUUUCACUUAUAUGGCUUUAAAUGGAGCUAUUUUGGUACAACAUAAUGUACUGUUUAUUUUUUUAAGUUAUUUAAUAUUAGUAUACAUAGCUAGACUUAAGGUUUUUCAGAAAGCUGUCUGUCAUAAAUAUUAAAAACAAUGGUAUUUUUUAAAAAACCACCUUAGGGUUUUAAACCUUUCCCUAUAGUUAAAACUAUAUAUUUCUGUGGAAAUGAUAUAAUAGCUAUUAAUACUACUAUUCCAUAGGCACAAAUAUUUUCAUGUUUAUAUGCGUAUACAAGUUAAAAUAAUUAGAAACGAUGACUGCACCUAGCGAAGUCAUCCAAGUUUAUAGUUAAAUAGCUUAGGCAAGGCACACACUGCUCAGCUCUGCUUUUUAGGGUCAGAAGAACAGAAGCUCAUAUUUUGGGUGAAGGGCUUACACUGGCACCUGGUGCCUAGAUCCCUCAUUUCCUUCCAGCCAGGUUUGGAAGUUUCAACAGCCAAGCUUAACUCCAUGUAAAGUCUUCACUGCCAAUGGGAACAUCUUUGACACAAGACACUCCCAUGCUGAUUUGAGUUGAGCAUCUCUGCCUGCCUUCCUGCCAUCCUACCUUCUUCCCCAAUGCUACUCUUAGGGUCUGCAGAGAGCAGCAGUGGAGCCAAGUCAUGCUACAGUGCACCACGGAGAGAAAGUAGAACCAUUUCACUCCUGGGAAGCAUGGGUAUUUCCCACCUCCGGCUAUGAAACAGCAAAUGAAAAUUUGCAUACCUAUUGAUGUAUUGUAUGAGCCAGUAGCAGUUUAUGUACAAAACAGAAGUCAAUGCAACAGUAUGUUUGUGUGCCUGUGUGUGUAUAAAAAUAACCACUGAUGCUAACUUGCUAAUGCACUUAGGCAAGCCACUUAUCAUCUCUGGGCCUCUUCUUUCCUGCCUCUGAAAUCAAAGAGCUGAAUUAUGUGAUCCUUGAGAUCUCUUCCAUCGCUUGCUGCUAUAAAUACCAACUGUUUUGUCAGACUGGCAAAUUGUAUUCACCUCUUCUUAUGUGGUUUGUUGGUAGGUCAUAGUUCCUUAUACACAGACACAUACAUUAUCGAGGGUCUUUUUUUUUUUCCUAAAAAAUUGGGAUUUUAGUUCUUAUUCUAUAAUAAGUAUCCUCCUCAUAUACUACUAUUCUUUUUUUUUUGGGGGGGGGGAUGGAGUCUCACUCUGUCACCAGGCUGGAGUCAGUGGUACAAGCCUCACUGCACCCUUCACCUCCCAUAUUCAAGUGAUUCUCCUGCCUCAGCCUCCCAAGUAGCUGGGACCACAGGCACAUGCCAUCAUGCCUGGCUAAUUUUUGGUAUUUUUAGUAGAGAUGGGGUUUCACCAUGUUAGCCAGGAUGGUCUUGAUCUCCUGACCUUGUGAUCCGCCCACCUCGGCCUCCCAAAGUGAUGGGAUUACAGGCGUGAGUCACCAUGCCCGGCCUAUACUAUUCUUUUGAUACCACAUGAUGAAACCAAUAUUUGGACCUUAUUUUGAGGUUGUGUAUCUUUAAGAAAAAGAAAAUAUAAUAUAUACACAGAGUUCCUUAAAAUGACUUUUUUCCCCAAAAUUGUGAGACCAAAUCUAUAGUAAUUGCAGACAACGAAUGAAUCCUGAUCUCUAAAAGGCUCUCUCAGAUGAAAAGGGAGCAAAGGGAAAAAGAGGCCAGCCACUGUUUCUGAUAAAGGAUUUGAGUUUCAUUAUUUUAGUUUUUAUUCUUAUAAAAAAUAUUUGCACUCUGCAGAUUGAUUUUUUUUGUACUGUGGCUUUGUUUUCCUAUUUUAUGAAAAUGAUAAUCAUUUUGUAAAAUUGUGAAAUAUGAACAUUAAUAUAUAAAGAAAAACCUUGAAGUGCUAUAUAGCGAAGUAUAAGUUUUAUCAUUGAUUUGUGAAGAAUUUAAGACUAUUAUAUAAUUGAUCUUGGUGGAUAUAUUUUAUGCAUGACCUUUUAACCUUUGACUUUGCUUACUUCCCACUACAAAGGGAAAGGUAGAUUUUAUGAAAGAUUUUAAUUGUAAAUAUAUUUUAUAAAAUGAAAAUCCAGUGUGGAGGUAGCAGAGCAUCUAUCUGUUCUGAAUCAUGUUUGGAAAUAAAAUUGCUCCAUCUGGGAA
Molecule: messenger RNA, 4693 nt
Organism: Callithrix jacchus (white-tufted-ear marmoset)
Lineage: Eukaryota; Metazoa; Chordata; Mammalia; Primates; Cebidae
Source: RefSeq, a predicted model, not a curated record